Anopheles maculipalpis is the source of this 725-nucleotide messenger RNA. It is a transcript of the gene ix, whose product is annotated as mediator of RNA polymerase II transcription subunit 29. The transcript is spliced from 3 exons. Bases 18 to 713 code for a protein of 231 amino acids. The record is from RefSeq and is a predicted model, not a curated record. Gene Ontology annotation, biological process: regulation of transcription by RNA polymerase II. NCBI's taxonomy places the organism in Eukaryota, Metazoa, Arthropoda, Insecta, Diptera, Culicidae. Gene Ontology annotation, molecular function: transcription factor binding; transcription coregulator activity. Gene Ontology annotation, cellular component: mediator complex.
CUUCAACAUCUUCGAAGAUGAUGAACCAAAUGGGUAUGAUGAUGCAGCAGCAAGGGGUCGGAGUUCCCGGCGGUCCUGGUGGUGUUGGUGGUAUGCCAGUUCCUGGAGGUGUCGGCAUACCAUCGGGGAUGAUGCAAUCUCCCCAAAUGCAGCAAGCUCAACAACAGCAACAAGUUCAACAGCAGCAGCAGCAAGUCCAGCAACAGCAGGUUCAACAGCAGCAACAGCAGCAACAGCAAGCUCAACAGCAGCAACAACAGCACAGCCAAUCCGCCCAGCAGCAAGCACAACAAACGGAGAAGGUGGACAACAUUUCCAAGGUGAAGGUUUUGGUUGGUCCGCUUCGUGAUGCCCUUUCAACUACGAUCAAAACCGCUGCUCAGCUCAUUCAGCAAAACACACUGGCCGAUGCUGGAUCCAAAACUGUGGAUCUGAACAAUGCGCCCCGAUUCGAUAAGCAUUUGGAAGAGUUUUACUCGAUCUGUGAUCAAAUAGAGCUAAAUCUGAAAACGGCAAAGCUUUGCAUGCAGCAGUGUACCUCCUCGCAGCAGUAUCUACCUAUUCCGGUAGCCACGAGCCAGCCGCCGCUAGCGGAAACGAACGCACUAACCUACAACCAAUAUCUCGAGGUGGUGAAGCUACAGAUCGGUUACGCCAAGGACAUUCACGACACGCUCAUAUGUGCCGCUCAAAACAUUUCCCCCAGCGAAUGAUAGGCCAAUUCU